Penicillium longicatenatum is the source of this 2385-nucleotide messenger RNA. RefSeq lists its product as uncharacterized. Gene Ontology annotation, biological process: transmembrane transport. The transcript has 20 exons. Gene Ontology annotation, molecular function: oligopeptide transmembrane transporter activity. Lineage: Eukaryota; Fungi; Ascomycota; Eurotiomycetes; Eurotiales; Aspergillaceae. The record is from RefSeq and is a predicted model, not a curated record. Bases 1 to 2385 code for a protein of 794 amino acids.
AUGGUUUCCAAUCCAUUUGUUGACAGUCUUGAAUUGUCAAAGCAGUCGGAAAUGGUUGCCGAUGUCACCAAGGAUGUAAACAGCACAGUCCAAGAGCUGAAGGGAGUUGAAAGGUCCCAUCAAUGGGAUCCAAAUCUCCCCCAGGAGAAGAUCGAUGCUAUCAAUGAGGCUGGUAGUAUAGACGAUCAAGAGAAAGCUGCGGAAUUCGAGAAAUCAGCGACGCCAAAUUCCCAGUAUGAAUCUGUUCGUGCUGCCGUGCGCAAUACAGAUGGAGGAGAGAUGGUAAAUACAGUGCGCGCGUGGAUUUUGGGUAUGUUAUUCACGACAAUUGGAAGCGGACUCAAUAUGUUCUUGAGCAUGAGGAGCCCUGCAAUCUCGUUCCCUGCAAUUGUUGUACAGUUACUUGUGUACCCAAUUGGUUGUCUAUGGGCCAGAGUGAUUCCCACCCGGAGAUUUAACACCUUUGGAGUUGAAUGGACCUUUAACCCGGGCCCUUUUACCAUCAAAGAACAUACAGUUAUAACGCUUAUGGCGAACGUGUCAAUUGGUUACGCGUACUGCACUGAUGCACUAUUGGCUCUAAAAGCACCAUCGUUAUACAACUUAGAUAUUGGCUGGGGCUUCGAGCUUCUUUUCGCACUGAGCAGCCAGAUAGUUGGAAUCUCUCUCGCAGGAAUAUUUCGCCGUUUCCUUGUGUGGCCUGCUGCUAUGAUAUGGCCUACCCAAUUUGCCAACACAACGUUGUUCUAUGCACUGCAUGACAAGAGUCCCUCCGAUCCCUCGCAGACAAAUGGCUGGAGUAUCUCGCGAUACCGCUAUUUCUUGUAUGUCAUGAUUGGUGCGUUUUGCUGGUAUUGGAUCCCUGGAGUUAUCUGGCAAGGACUAUCGAUUUUCGCUUUCGUGACUUGGAUCAAGCCCAACAAUGUCGUGGUGAACCAGUUAUUUGGUGGCUUCACUGGACUUUCACUUAUUCCUCUGACAUUCGACUGGACCUAUGUCUCAGCAUACCUCCUCGAUCCCCUAUUAUCACCUGUCCAUUCAAUCAUGAACACAUUCAUUGGACUCGUAGUCUUCGUGAUAAUUGCGUCCAUCGGUAUCUCCUACACAGGAGCAUUCUAUUCCGACUAUCUCCCCAUCAACACGUCUACUACCUAUGACAACACACAACAGCAAUAUAACGUCAGCAAAAUUCUUGGAGACAAUUUCUCAUUCGACGAGGCAAAGUACAAGGCAUAUUCACCGAUGUUUCUCGCUCCUACAUUCAUCCUAAAUUACGGUCUGUCUUUCGCCGCCUUGACGGCAGUCAUUGUUCAUGUUAUCCUCUAUCACCGGAAAGAGAUUUGGCAUCGUGGGAAGGCGGCUCUAAACCAAGAGUCCGACAUUCAUUUGACGCUCAUGAAACAGUAUAGGGAAGCUCCAGAGUGGUGGUAUGGAGCCCUGUUCCUGAUCUCCAUUGCCCUUGGGCUGGGAGGUGUACUUGGAUAUGAUUCCCAACUGCCAUGGUGGGCAUAUUUUGUCUCUCUCAUCAUUGCCGUGGUGUUUAUUAUUCCAACUUGCAUGAUCAUGGGUGUCACGAAUAUUACGCUUUCUCUCAAUGUCCUAUCGCCAUUCCUAGCCGGUUUUAUGAUUCCCGGAAAGCCGAUCGGUGUCAUGGUGUUCAAAGUCUUCAGCACGAUUACACUGGGACAAGCUCAAGUCUACUGUCAAGAUAUGAAGCUGGCUCACUAUAUGAAAAUCCCACCCCGUGUCACUUUCAUGUGCCAAGUGAUCCCAACAUUGUGGGCUUGCUUUGUCCAAGUUGCGGUCAUGAACUGGACACUGGGAAAUAUCGAAAAUGUCUGUACAACGGACCAAGCAGCAAAUUUCUCGUGCCCUAAUGGGCGAACAUUUUUCUCAUCGAGUAUUGUUUGGGGUGUAAUCGGACCGCAACGUAUCUUCGGACCUGGUUCAAUCUAUACACCGAUCUUGUAUUUCUGGCUACUUGGAGCCCUGCUCCCAGUAGCAUUCUACCUCCUCAUGCGAUUUUUCCCAAGGUCCAAGGCCCGAUUCCUCAAUGCACCAGUUAUGCUUGGUGCCAUGUCCUGGCUUCCACCCGCAACACCAAUCAGUUACACAUCUUGGGUGAUUUUCGGACUCAUCUUCAACUACUGGAUUCGACGUAGAUGGAGUGGAUGGUGGCGGGAGUACAAUUAUGUUACUGCCGCGGGACUUGAUACUGGACUCAUCCUUGCAACGAUUGUCAUUUUCUUUGCAAUCACUUUCCCUGGCGUUGCGGUGCCAGACUGGUGGGGAAACACAGCUCCGUUUGAGACUAUGGACUCUCUGUAUACAGCAAUUCGGAAGACGGUUUCGGGUGGGGAUACCUUUGGACCAGCUACCUGGUAA